AUGCGUGCCGAAGUUGACAAGCUCAAAGCCAUCGGCUUUAUUAGGGAAGCUACGUACCCUGUUUGGCUUGCCAACUCGGUCAUGGUCCGGAAGGCCAGGGGAGGAUGGCGAAUGUGUCAGGAUUAUACCGACCUAAACAAGGCGUGCCCGAAGGACAGUUUGCCCUUACCGAGAAUCGACCAGCUCGUCGAUGCCACCGCCGGGCACGAGCUGCUCAGUUUCAUGGACGCGUAUUCAGGAUACAACCAGAUUUUCAUGAACCCUGCCGAUAGAGAACAUACGGCAUUCAUCACGGACCGCGGUCUGUACUGCUACAAUGUCAUGCCCUUCGGCCUGAAAAACGCGGGGCAACUUACCAACGGCUCGUCAACCAAUCAAAGGGGCAUCGAGGCCAAUCCCGAGAAAAUAAAAGCUAUAAUCGACAUGGAGACGCCGAAGACGCAAAAGGACAUUCAGAGCCUUACUGGACGUGUCGCUGCCCUGACACGCUUCAUCUCCAAGGCUACCGACAAAUGCGCCUACGAGAUUCGGCAGAUCCCCAGGGCAAAAACCAGCCACGCCGACGCGCUCUCCCGAUUGGCUUCGGCGAUAAACGACAAGAUCGAAAGGAAGGUACCGGUGGAGAUAUUAUCCCAGCCAAGUACAACCGCCGCUGAGGUAUGUACCGUUGAGUACGAAGACACAUGGAUGUCUCCAAUCUACGUCUUCCUGACUACCGAAACCCUUCCUACCGAUAAGACGCAUGCUCGGAAACUUCGUUACUGA
Messenger RNA from Prunus mume (Japanese apricot), 765 nucleotides. Lineage: Eukaryota; Viridiplantae; Streptophyta; Magnoliopsida; Rosales; Rosaceae. The record is from RefSeq and is a predicted model, not a curated record.